Messenger RNA from Colius striatus (speckled mousebird), 3428 nucleotides. It is a transcript of the gene USP45, whose product is annotated as ubiquitin specific peptidase 45. Gene Ontology annotation, biological process: protein deubiquitination. NCBI's taxonomy places the organism in Eukaryota, Metazoa, Chordata, Aves, Coliiformes, Coliidae. The coding region runs from base 102 to 2579 and encodes 825 amino acids. Gene Ontology annotation, molecular function: zinc ion binding; cysteine-type deubiquitinase activity. The transcript has 18 exons. The record is from RefSeq and is a predicted model, not a curated record.
GCGGCUCCCCCGGAGGCACCGCCCUCUCCUCAGAGCGGGGCCCGAGGCCGUGAGCCGGCGCUGGAGGCUCGGGGAGCACCGCCGGACUGGGUAAGUAACAGAUGCGGGUGAAAGAUCCAUCAAGAGCCAACCCCGAGAAACCAAAGAGAAGCAAAAGGCCUAACAGGCCACAGGAUGAGGACUCUUCAGAUGAUAUUUCAGGUGAGUAUGUGGCAUUUUCCCCAGGCUUAACCUGCCAACACGUGAGCCAGGCAGUGGAUGUGCAUCAUGUGAAGAGAGCCGUAGCUCAGAGCGUCUGGUCCAUAUGUGCAGAAUGUCUGAAGGAGAGGCGGAUGAGUGACGGUGAGCCCGUGGCACCUUCAGACAUAUGGCUGUGUCUCAAAUGUGGGGCUCAGGGAUGUAGUAAGAACUCAGAAGGUCAGCAUUCUCUGAAACACUUCCAAACAGCACGCACAGAACCCCAUUGCAUCGUCAUCAACCUCAGCACGUGGAUCAUAUGGUGUUACGAAUGUGAUGAAGAACUGUCAACACAUUGCAACAAAAAGGUUUUGGCUCAAAUAGUUGAUUUUCUUCAGAAGUAUGGUUCCAGGGCUGAACCAAGUUCAUCAAAAAUCAUACGUCUCCGUGAAGAAAACAGUGAAACAGGUGAAAUACUGAAAGGAAAAAGUUCUGGUAAUGGUGCAUCAGUUCCAGUUAAAGGAAUAAACAAUUUAGGAAACACAUGCUUUUUUAAUGCUGUUAUGCAGAACUUGGCACAGACUCAUGUCCUAAAUGAUCUGAUGUAUGAGAUGAAGGAGAAAGGAACCAAGCUAAAAAUCUGUCAUACUUCGGACUCGCAGUGGGAUCCUUUGGUGGUAAACCUCUCCAGCCCAGGACCUUUGACUUCAGCGAUGUUCUUGUUCCUUCACAGCAUGAGGGAGGCUGGAAAAGGGCCUCUUUCUCCCAAAGUGCUAUUCAGCCAGCUUUGUCAAAAGGCUCCUCGAUUUAAGGGGUUCCAGCAGCAGGACAGCCAGGAGCUCCUGCACUAUCUGUUGGAUGCAAUGAGGAUCGAAGAAACAAAGCGGAUACAAACCGGUAUCUUAAAAGCAUUUAACAAUCCAACUACUAAGACAGCAGAUGAAGAAACCAGAAGAAAAGUCAAAGCAUAUGGAAGAGAGGGUGUGAAGAUGAACUUCAUAGAUAGGAUCUUUGUUGGUGAAUUGACUAGCACUGUCAUGUGUGAGGAAUGUGAAAAUAUCUCAACAGUAAAAGAACCUUUCAUUGAUCUUUCACUUCCUAUUAUAGAGGAGAGGGUUGCAAAGCCUGUGCCUUUGGGAAGAACAGGUAAAGGUAAAAGUGUACAAGAGGCAGAUCUUGGUCAGUAUAACUGUUCUUCUAUCACUGCACUGAAUAAUCAACCCAAAAUUGUCAAGAAACAUGCUUUAACAAAAGAUAAGAAUCAGUUGAACCAGGAGCGACGGCUCACCAGAAAAGCUUCGUGCAACGAAGAAGAAAGAAGCCUGGUUAUCAUGCAGGAAAAAACCAAGAAGCUUGAGCUGGCAGGUAGCUCUGGCAUCCUGCACCCCAAAGACACGGGUGCAGACUGCGCUGUGAACGGCAGCCAGACGGAGGGCAGCGAGAAGGAAGCCGCCAGCCGCUCUGAGAGCAGCUUUGAUGCAGACAGCGAGGCCUCGGAAAGCGAAAGCGCUCCGAAGCAAAUGGCUCUCGCCCCUUGCAGCAAGACGGCAGCUUUGCGCGUCAGCCGCGUCAGCGUGAAAGUGCCGCACGGCAGGCCGAGUGACGGUCACGAGGAGACCAUUUCCAGUGCCAUGGCUAAAGUCAGCUUCUGCGAUACUAUCAAGGAAGAGAAGAAACCCAGCCGUGGAGAUCCAGCACUGGGUUUAUCAAAUAACUCCGUGUUCUCAGACAAAUCCCCGCUGUCCCAAACCCCUCAACAUGCUUUCCAGACGCUUUCCCAGAGCUACAUAACUAGCUCGAAGGAAUGCUCUGUUCAGUCCUGCCUUUACCAGUUCACCUCUGUAGAGCUGCUGAUGGGGAACAACAAGCUUUUGUGUGAGAGCUGCACGGAAAGGAAACAGAAGUAUCAGAAGAAAAGCAAUUCCACAGAAAAGAAAAUGGAAGGUGUCUACACAAACGCUCGGAAGCAGUUGCUGAUUUCUUCAGUUCCUGCUAUUCUUAUUCUUCAUCUGAAAAGAUUUCACCAGGCUGGUCUGAGCCUACGGAAAGUAAAUAGGCAUGUGGACUUCCCUCUCAUUUUAGACCUAGCACCCUUUUGUGCUGCAUCCUGCAAGAAUGUUACAGAUGGUGCAAGAGUGCUGUAUAGCCUUUAUGGAAUAGUGGAGCACAGCGGGUCAAUGAGAGGCGGUCAUUACGCAGCGUAUGUGAAAGUCAGGACAUCCUCCAAGAAAUUACUAGAGCACAUUUCUGCCACUAAAAACGUCCUGGGUUUAAAAGAAGCCAUGGGAGCAUCGGGAGGACAGUGGGUGUAUGUCAGUGAUGCCCACGUUCAGAUGGUUCCAGAAUCCAGAGUACUAAAUGCACAAGCAUAUCUACUUUUUUAUGAAAGAUUAUUAUUAUAAUUGUCAGCAGUUUAAUUUAAAAUAUGGUAGUGGUUAUUUAGUUAAUCUUAUUUAAAGCUGCAGUGGUAAGAGUACCUGUAAAUACCGUGCCUUUAUCUUGUAGAGAAUUCAUCCUGUGUUGACUCUGAAGUUCAGUCAAGCUAUUACAAAUACCUGAAUGGUUCUCUUAAAGUAUGCACUUUGCCAAACAUUUACAGUUCCUGGAUUCAUUCAACUACAGUACCAUUAGAAUGUAAGACAAUGUCCUAUCCUACUGAGCCCUGCAGAAUGUUUGGGUUUAACAAAGGUAAGCUUUCACCCAUAGCUCUGCAACAGUUGAGAAUAAAGAUACCCGUAGCAUUAAGUGCCUGGAUUUGCUGGUGUACACUAAUAUAGAGUAUUUCAACCUCUUGUGAUCUAGUCCAAAUCCUUCCCACUGCUGGGCUGGAUGUCAGCUGUUAAGAUUUCUGCAAACUAAGAACCUGUCAGGUCGUGUGGCUUCCACACAUGGUAAUGGGCAAGCACAGUGCUUCCUGCGUGGGUCAGCUGUACCUACUCCUGUUUUCAUACACAUACAUCCUCGGUGUGCAGAUGUGUAUCCUCUGAUCCACAGAGAGAUACAUGUAUACACGUGUGUGUGUGUAUAUAAGUGCACCAUCAAUCCAUCACUACAUAAUCACUGUACCUACUAGGAAACAGAUUGCAAAUACUCUGCGUUUAGUCAGUUUUCAGAUGAUGACAAUGUACUGCUUACAAGCUUGUGGAUGGAUACAUGUAACAGGGAAAGCCUGUUACCUCUGAUUCAAACAUCAACUUGUUUAUCCUGAAUGCUUUUCUCACAGGAGUAAUAAACUAUACAUUAUUUUUGCA